GUGCAGUUCCACACAGCCUAUAUAUGUUCGAGGCUUAGAGUUUCGAAGCACAACCUGCUGCACUAGCUAGCUAGAAUUUUGAAGAAACGUUCACUGAAGAAAAAGAAUUAGAGAGAAUUUACAAUGAUUCCUGUUUUGCCGCUAGUUCUUGUCCUGUGUGUUUCUUCUCCAAUUGCUCAUGCAACAACUAGCACGCUCAAAUCCAAUGCCGUCUGCUCCGGCCACAGAGUGAGCAUUCCACUCUCCAGUCGCACUUGGCUGCCGUUGAACCACCGGCGAGGCCCUUGCUCACCGUUCCCCUCCUCGGAGACCAUACCCUCGACGGCCGACGUGCUCCACCGGGACCGCCUCCGCGCCGACCGCAUCCGGAAGGGCCUCAACGGCACUGCUGGAGCAAAGCGCCGCGACGUGACCGUCCCGACCACGCUUGGCUCCUCCCUGGACACCUUGGAGUACGUCGUCACCGUGGGCCUCGGCACGCCGGCGGUCACCCAGACCGUGCACAUCGACACCGGCAGCGACGUGACGUGGGUGCAGUGCCGCCCGUGCCCCACCACGGCGUGCCACCCCCAGAAGGACAAGCUCUUCAACCCGGCUAGGUCGGCCACGUACUCGGCCAUCGGCUGCGGCUCCGCCGCCUGCAACGGUCUCAGCCGUGAUCUCUACGGCAAUGGCUGCUCCAAGCGCCGCCAGUGCCAGUACAUCGUCAACUACGGCGACGGCUCCAACACCACCGGGACGUACAGUACCGACAAGCUGACGCUGACCCCGGCGUACGCCGUCGACCACUUCCAGUUCGGUUGCAGCCACGCCGCGCAGCUGUUCAGCGACAAGGCCGACGGGCUCAUGGGUCUCGGCGGCGGCUCGCCGUCGCUCGUGUCGCAGACGGCGACCAAGGCCUUCUCCUACUGCCUCCCGCCGGCGGCGAACUACUCCGGCUUCCUGACGCUCGGCGUGCCGCGCGCCUCCUCGUCGAGGUUCACGGUCACGCCCAUGUACAGGACCAUGAGCGUCGACACCUUCUACCUCGUGCUCCUGCAGGGCAUCACCGUGGCCGGGCGGCGCCUCCGCGUGCCCCCGUCGGCGUUCAGCGCCGGCGCGGUCAUGGACUCGGGAACGAUCAUCACGCGGCUGCCCCCGAAGGCGUACCGUGUUCUUCGGGCGGCGUUCAGGAAGGAGAUGAAGAUGUACCCGCGGGUGGCGUCGUCGUCGGCGAUCUUGGACACGUGCUUCAACAUCAGCGAUGCCGUCGGCGACGACGUCAAGGUUCCAAGCGUUUCCCUCGUGUUCGAGAGGGGCGCCACGGUGGAGCUCGACCGGUCGGGGACCAUUCUCGACGGCUGCCUCGCCUUCGCGUCCACCGGCGACGACGAGUCCGUGGGGAUCAUCGGCAACGUGCAGCAGAGGACGCUUGAGGUGCUGUAUGACAUCGGCGGCGGGGCCGUCGGAUUCCGCCGUGGCGCCUGCUGAGUGCUGACUGCUUAGCCAAUGGAGGAUACUCGAUCGACAGUGCAAUCUUGACCAUCUAUGUUGCUUGGAAGUUUGGAACAAUGUCAUGCGUGUCAGUCUCAGUAAUCAUUCAGUAUUGAUCAGCUUCAUUGUACGCAAUUUUUCUAUGUACUUGUUUUCCUGAAAAAUAAAUAAAUAAAGGGUAUAUGUCUGUCUA
This is a messenger RNA of Setaria italica (foxtail millet), 1666 nucleotides long. RefSeq names its product aspartyl protease family protein At5g10770. The record is from RefSeq and is a predicted model, not a curated record. Bases 124 to 1470 code for a protein of 448 amino acids. NCBI's taxonomy places the organism in Eukaryota, Viridiplantae, Streptophyta, Magnoliopsida, Poales, Poaceae. Gene Ontology annotation, biological process: proteolysis. The transcript is spliced from 2 exons. Gene Ontology annotation, molecular function: aspartic-type endopeptidase activity.